Molecule: messenger RNA, 1389 nt
Organism: Cylicocyclus nassatus
Lineage: Eukaryota; Metazoa; Nematoda; Chromadorea; Rhabditida; Strongylidae
Source: the annotation of a GenBank genome assembly
AUGUACCCUCCGGACUGUCCAUCCCAGCCUAGCACCAGUCCAUCGGAAUCUAUAACUUCUCUAACACAGUCUAAGCCCUUUGGAUUGGCGCAACCAGAGAGCCUUCAUCUUACCGAGUGGAACUGCUCCCAGAGGGCUGCCGCAGGACAUAUUUCAAAGUUACAAGACGAGUUUUCAUUGUUCUUCGAUCCCGCAGGUGGAACAUCGCAGUGGUGCCCGAAAAGUGCUCAUGUUCACUAUGUAUUAACAAGGCUGAUAAAAUCCGAAUACUCAAAUCAAGGUUUUUGCGAGGCAGUUUCCCCAAACAUGUACUCUGAUUCUACUUGGGAACCUGAUGGACGGUGGAAACACUAUCGGGACGAGAUAUCGAAGCUAGAAACGCAAAGAGAAUUUAUGCUUACUACUAGCUGUUCUGGACAUUGUCUUCUAUAUGGUCACCAAAUUCCUUUAUACUCGGAACUUCCUAUAAAGCUUGCUGAUUUUGGGGUCCUCCACAGGAGUAUCGGAAUUUGUAAACCGUUUCGAGUACCCUUCAACUGUUUCUUUGAUGAAGACGAUUCCCACAUAUUUUGUAGACCAGACCAAAUUACUGAUGAAAUCAAGGGUUGCUUAGAAUUCAUCUCUUAUUUUUAUGAAAAAAUACUCAAUAUGACUAUGAAAUUUUAUGUUGCUAUAAAGAAUGAAUCAAAGGAAACAAAUGAGGCAUGGAAGAAUGCUCAGAAAGCCAUUUUGGGUGCCUUUCGAGAAUUGGAAAUGCCUUAUAUAAUUGAUAAAGCUUCUGCCCCUCAUUACGGGCCAAAAGUUCAAAUAUUAAUGAGAGAUAAGCAGGAUAGAUUUCGUCUAUAUGCACAUCUACAGCUAGAUUUUGAACUUCCUGAGCGAUUCGAUUUAGCGUACAUAAGUGAGGAUGGUAGAAAGCUGCGACCGAUUUUGAUACAUCGCUCGAUUGUUAACUCUGUGGAGACAAUUCUCGCAGUUAUCGAAUCAGAAUAUGCCGGUUACUGGCCAUUUUGGUUGUCCCCAAACCAGGUGGUGGUGAUUCCCGUCAGUGUUGCCUCCAUUCCGUAUGCACGAACAGUCGAACAGCGGCUUAUCGAAGCUGAUAUUGAGGUACAUGCUGAUCUUAGCUGUGUUGGUUCUCUCAACCGAAGGAUCAAGAAUGCUAUAGUCACUAAGUGUAACUUUAUACUAGUUGUGGGGAAGAAUGAGGCAGUAAAUGGUACAGUCAAUGUGCGAACGAGAAACGACACUGUCCUUGGAGAAUUUACUGUCGAAGAAGUGAUUGCUCAAUUCGAAAAGUUUAUUGAAGAUUUUAGUGACGAUAACCAAUGUGCUGCUGCUUUUGACAAACUACAGGAUGAUGCGGCAGAGAAACUGCUUUGUUGCUAA